UUAUUUACGUAACUGUUUUCACUCAGCAAUUUGCACAAUUGCAGUGCUUUGUUAACCUACAAGUAGCUAAUGUCAGACCUGCAUGUCAUCGGAACUACUGUUUGAAACAGAUACCUAAGUUUGUAUGCCUACUAAGGAAGGAUAUGUGACAAACUUAAAAUGGCAUAAAUGAUUUCCCUGCUUUACAGGCCUGAAGCUUCUAGAGUAAGAGCUUGACCAAUUGUGUUUUAAAAAUAGAAUGUCUGUUUUAAGACAAAAACAACAGUCAACAUGAUAACAUAUGUGUUUGCUGCAGGUGUACUGCCUCAGCUGUUGUGCUGAUGCUCCGGCUCGAGCAUCACUUCAGAACUUCACCCAGUACAAUGGGCAUUACGGUUGCGGGUGGUGCCUGCACCAUGGAAAGACCGUGCAUGGAACUGUCAAGUAUCCUAUGGAUAUGAACGUCAACGAUGAAAGAAAUGCAGAAAAUACUAAGACACAUGGAGAAGGCAUCUUUUCUGCACCAAGUACACAAAGGUGUAAAAGGCCCAUCUCCUCUCAUCAACCUGCCGUACUUUGAUGUAAUUUGGGGCUUCACCCCAGAUUACAUGCAUUGUGUCCUGUUGGGGGUAUCACGACAUUUUACAGAGCUUUGGCUGUCUGCUGUGAAUGAGCCAUAUUACAUUGGCUCACCACAAGUUCUUUCAAUCAUUGAUGAGCGCCUAUGUGCAACAAAGCCCCAUCUUUGUGUGUCGCGUCUCCCUCGGUCUCUUUCAGUACGAAAGUAUUGGAAAGCAUCUGAAUGGCAGCAGUGGUUGUUGUACUUUUCAUUACCAUGCCUUGAGGGGCUUUUGCCAGCACAGUUUUUUAAGCAUUUUUCACUUCUUGUACAAGGCAUUGCACUGCUGUUGCAAGACACAGUGAGCAAAGACAACAUUACUACUAGUACAAACUGCCUUGUACGGUUUGUUGUUGACGUGCAGUUUUUAUAUGGUGAAAAGCACAUGGCCAACAAUGUGCACCAGCUACUGCACAUCCCAAAGAGUGUUGUCCUACAAGGUCCCCUUUGGGCACACUCUUGCUUCAGUUUUGAGUCCCACAUUGGUCACCUUAAAGAGUUAGUGAUGUCAGCCAAAGGUGUGCCUAUUCAAAUUGUUGAACGCAUUAUGAUGGCCAGUAACUAUAAGAGAUUGAGUGCACAAGCAAGUCCACAUACUUUGCAAUUUUUGGCAAAGCCUAGCCACUACAGUAACGAUGCUGUUCUCCUUGUGAGCAAGCCACGAGGUGUGUCAGAGCCAUUGCUCAGCUUUGUUCGCAAACAUCUUUGCAACAUUAUCUGUGGCCCUGUUGUGGAGCAUGACCGAGUCAUUGUAGCCGGGAACAUGUUCCACUGUGAGCAGUACUCAAGGCCAAACAAAACAGACAGCACUGCUUUUGUGACAGGCCAAGGAAAGUGCCUCAAAAUCAAGCACAUUGUUUCAUUCAAAGAUGUGAGUGGCUGUGUAAAAAAAUUUUUGUGUCACGCAGGUUCUCUUCUGAGUGUGCCUAUAGUACAAAUCAUCUAAUGGAAUCUCGGAGAGCAGAGCAGGAAAUUUUAUUUGAAUUAUCAGCAGAUGUUAGCCCAUGCACUUACAUGGAAUGUGGCGGGAAAAUAUUUUUUGUAAGGCUAGCACAGAAAACACUGCUGGCGAGCUGAGCAGAGUGCAUGUAUCAAUUUAAAUGUAGACGCCUUCCUAGAAAAUUUUUCUUUUUAAUUUUAAUAUUAUAGGGAGCUUUUCUGGAGCUAGCUCACAAUUAGCACAAAACUUUCGGUUAGAAAUUCAAGGAGGGCUUUUACAGUUGCUAACUAAAAUGUGCUGGGAGAGUAUGGUGGCCAUGAAAAGAAUGUAGUUUAUAUUAAUAAAAGCAUGUCCAUUGCACAGUUUUGUUUAAAAGUCAUGACCUCGACAGAUUGGAAAAUUCAUGUAAAAUAUUUUUCAUGGCAUUCUGGCAUUACCGCUGCUGCUGUGUUGGGUGCCAUUGGUAGCAUUGUGCUUUGCAUUGCACUGAAUUAGGUUCCACAAAAAUUGGUACCUGCUCCCUUUCAACAAUCAAAUGUAAAAGCUCAUUUAUAGCAUUUGCUACACGUGUGAAAUGUUGUAGAGACAAUUUCCAUUUUAAUAACAUUGUGCACAGGGUGUUUAUGGCUGUCCAAUAGCUAAGUAGAAAGACAUUGUACAUUUCCAACUUUAUGGUUGGUAGAUGUCACUUUUGUUCAGUUUUAGCUGUAUUGUGUAGAGUAUCUAAAUUAAGAAUUAUGGCAACUAUGAGAUUGUAUUUCUUACAGCUACAUAUUUAUAAUGUUGGUCAGUUUGAACCUGGGAAGCUUAUUACAUGCAGUACAAAGUAUUGCCAGUAAAUGGUGGUUUGUUUGCUUACAAUGGUAAAUGUUUACAGAAAGUGGUCUUGAAAUCUUACUUUGCCGUUCGAGAAAAAGCUGCAUGAAAUGUCUUUGUAAUGAAUUUUUGAUAUUGUAACUGGUGCGGUUCUUCAGUUUUCCUUGUUUUUUCCUAUAUCUGUUUCAGAGAGUAUUUUGAAUUAUAUUUGCAUAUUUCUAUGUAACCAGUUUAUGGCUAACCUGCUUCGCUUGAAUAUGUGGCCUUAAUAUAGUAUGUGUGUGUAUAGAUGAGCACAUAUGUAUGUGUGUGUUGGUGACUUUCCUGGUCACUCUUUCAAUGGCCUCAAAAGUGACAUUAGAAUUUCGCUUUCAUUCUCUAACCAUGUCUGGGCAAUUUGCAAGUCCUAUCUCAUUUAUAAGGUACACACCCGCCUUAGGUAUCAAUGAAAGUGCCGGCAAGGUUACGUGAUUGCCUUCUGAUUGGAACACUGUUGUUGUAAGUUGAAAAGAAAUUCCUCUUAGCUAUGGCAUUUCCCAUCUAUGCUUUGUGCUGACAUGCCUGUUUUAUUCGAAUGUUUUAUGCUGUUUUGAACCGCUAUUAUGUUGCAUGCCCUUAGCAUUGAAGGUUUGUAGUAAAAAUGGCUUCUCCUUAUCUUAAAAGGACACUGAAACAAUUUUGCACGAACGUACCGAGUCGUUAGAGUGAUCCUUGUGAUCAUUAAUUGACGCAUCUAAGUGCUCCGCAUAAAAUGUGCAAUUUAUUAUAAAGUUUUAAAAAUGUACAUCGCUGCCGAUCACAGCACAUCGCUCGGCUGAAUUUUAAGCCGCCCCUACCCAUUUGACUUUAUUUUCCCUAAUGCCGUUAGUAGGGCGAGUUAUCCGAUUGGCUGCCCAGGGCACGUCAUCAAUAAUUUUUCCAACUUUAUGGUGAACGAAUGUUGUUUGUAAUAGUUGGAAUGUUCAUUUGUUUCUAUAAAAAAAAAGUAACAGAAAGAGAAUGCACAAGAACAGUUUCUCACUACACUUACGCACUUCCGGCACACAGCAAGCGUCGUCUGCUUGUGUUACGUGCUCCAUUUUGACGAGAGCUUUGCGGCCAGAGUCAGUCUCAGCCUUUUCGCGAGCACCAUGAUUCGACUUUGUUGCGUUGUGGGCUGCAAACAUAGCGACUGGCAAUAUGUCAAGCUGCAACAUCGCGUCCCUCUGCAAGGCAGCAAACGAGCGGAGUGGCUGCAGUGCAUCGUACUGUCGCUAUCCACUCAGCGCCAGGAUUUGCGCGUUUCCAGCCGUGACUUCACACCGAAAUAUUACUAUCACAACAGCGUUUCACUAGUCCAGUAUUCAGGUAAAUGCAAGAGCAAGGGGACAGGGCCUGGCCGUUUGACUGUGCCAUUUCACGGGAUGAGCAGAAGCACAAACAUGAAUGGUCUGCAUGCUGCAGCCACCUGGUGGCACAGAGCUCAACCAAACACAGUAGCAGUGUGAAGCAUAUUCUUUGCUGCAGGCGUAAAUUUUUCGCAGGAGCGUAAUUGUUAACACAUUGUUUUUGUAAAUGUUAAAAAUGUUUUACACUUGGUUAUAGCAACAUUAGCUCUUUGUUUGGCUGGUUAAGCUAUGUGCCAACGGGUGGCUGGACUGGACCGUGGAGACCAAUCAGGCAGCUGACAUACAUCUACGCUAAAGUUCCUUCAUCAGGUUGAGUUUCUGCCUCUACCAUUCCGUCGAAACGCCCAGCUCGCCUGUGGCAACCGGAAUACAAGACAUGUUCGGUGCUGCGACAGAAUGUUCGCAACGUAUGCUGCUUCAAUAGCUCUCGCUUGGGGUCGACUGCCAAGCAGCUGGCAAAGAGGUUGGAGAGGCUUUGUGCUCUCGCUCCUAGAGAAACGGAAGUAGACGACACGAUGUGCCAUCAUAAUGCAGAGCCAGUAAAGGCGGAGCUUAGCCCCAAUCACUCUGCGAACGAGUUCGGGAGAAAAUGCAUGGCUGUGGAGGAGGGUAACUUGUAAUCGUCCAUAGCUCUCUUAAUCACACAAAUUGUGGUGCAAAUGAUUUAACUUUAGCUGUAUCCUACACGUCUACAAAAUUUUUCAAAACCGUUUCAAUGGCCCUUUAGGGUGGGGAGAAACAAUGCUGCCAUAGUUGUGGCUCAUCACAGCCACCCAUGUGUUCUUUCUUCUGUGGUUGCAAUUCAGAAACCCUUUUUAUUCUCAUCCUCUGCUUCUUGGAGAGUGAGGACAGCUACGCCUUGGUCAUGACUCAUCGCAAUAGCCACAUAUUCUGCCCAUGUGUUAUUUACUGUAAAAAGAUAUUUUUUGCUUUUAUUUUUUUACUGCUAGCACUGUUUUGAGCCACAUGCCCUUCCACAUGUGCUUUCCCUAUCUGAUGCCUAAUAAAAUAACAUGUUCUGUACUCCCAUUCACUCUGAUAGUCAGCCCACCGGCCAAUAUGCUAGUAAAAUAAUACUUCUAGGUUGUUAAUUGUGGGACUUUUUACGACUAUAUAUAUAUAUAUAUAUAUAUAUAUAUAUAUAUAUUCUUGACAUUGCAUGUUCUUCUGUCCUUAUGUUUAGCUGCUAUGAUGCUGUGUGUAUGAGGUAGCCAUGUUCUGCUCAAGUCUCAAUGAUGUGA
This is a messenger RNA of Dermacentor andersoni, 4983 nucleotides long. Lineage: Eukaryota; Metazoa; Arthropoda; Arachnida; Ixodida; Ixodidae. The record is from RefSeq and is a predicted model, not a curated record.